AUGAAAACAGAAAGACGUGUGUUAAUCUAUGGAUGUUCAGGAUCAGGCAAAACCACAAUUUUAAACAAUUUGACUGGUGAAAACUUUAAUACUGACGACAGUGCUGUUGGUGUCACUUUUCAAAUGACAAUUAUUCCACCAAUCAACAAACAGGGAACAGAGAUCAAUGGUAAAAUCUAUCGUUUUGAUGAUACAGUAGGUUUGAAUGAAUGUGAAUCUGGCACAGUUGAUAACUUUACCGCCUUUGUAAAGUUGAAAGACUUUUUGAAAGAUUCCUUGACAGGUUUCAACCUAUUCAUCUAUGUAUUCGAAAAGGGACGAAUCACAAGUAGUGAUGUAAAGAAUGUUCAAUUAUUCUCUCAAAUCCUUGGCCAAAACAAAGUUCCAACACUUAUGGUUGUUUCCAAAGCUGACACAGAUAACGGUUUGAAAUCUCUCGAUGAUUUAACCAAUAAUACUUGGAUUAAACAAAACGAAUCUCAAUUGGCAAGUGCUUUCGGUGAGCAAACCUUCUGUGCAAAACAAACAGUUGCCUUCCCACAACCUUCCUUUACUAGCAACAAUGAAAGUAUCAAUUUAUUAUGCAACACCUCAAGAAAACUAUUGUUUGAUCUGAUUGACCAACAUGCUUCUGAUGAAAGUAUUUUUAUUGUAACGAAGGAAAAUUUCAUGACAGUCCUCACAAGAGUAUUGAAUUGGUUCUAUAUUAAUACGAAAAAGACCUUUGCAAGUAUUGGAAAUGCUAUUGCUGGAAUAUUUGGUCAUAAGGAUGUUUUCAAUGUUCGUGAUGAGCUUGAAGAAAAGUUGGAAAAUGUUACUCAAGCGCUAAUGAUUAACUUUGGUGUUAGUAAGGAGAAGGCACAAGAAGUUGCUAAGGAUAUUUUGGGAUUCUAAUAAAUUUAUUCGAAAGUAUUACUUUUC
Molecule: messenger RNA, 921 nt
Organism: Naegleria gruberi
Lineage: Eukaryota; Heterolobosea; Eutetramitea; Acrasida; Naegleriidae
Exons: 1
Coding region: 1-894 (297 amino acids)
Molecular function (GO): GTP binding
Source: RefSeq, a predicted model, not a curated record